AAUAGUAUAUGUUUCCUACCGUCCAAAAUUAGAAGAAGAGGGAUGAUAAUCUUAUCAUAAAAAGAACAGAAAAGGAAGGGUCCAAAAUGGUUUGGUUCUGAUUCGAUACAUUCAAACUUCGGUAUUCAGCGAAAAGAAGUCAUGGCAACUGCUACAAUCAUCUCUCUGACUUCAGCUACAUCAUCAUAUUUACUGCCUCCCAAUUCCAAGUGCAUGUUAGCCAGGAAAAGAGCUCUAUUCUUCUCACCGUUGCAUCAUGUCUCUUCAAAUUUUGCUUUCCCUUCUUCUCUACAAUUCAAAAAAUGUAGGCAACCCAGAAGACCAGUAAUUAAGGCUGCAAGAACAGAGUCUAAAGGGGUUUUAUUAGGAUCUAGAGCUCCUGAUUUCCAGCUUUUAGAGCCCCUUACUGGAAAAACUUGGGAAUUGGACGAUUUUGAUUCUCAUCCUGCGUUACUGGUUAUGUUUAUUUGUAACCACUGCCCAUUUGUAAUACACUUGAAGCAAGACAUCGUGAAACUUACCAACUACUACAUGAAGAAGGGGCUUGCAGUUGUUGCUAUCUCUUCAAAUUCUGUAGUUACGCAUCCACAGGAUGGUCCUGACUUCAUGGCAGAAGAAGCAAAGUUAUUCAAGUACCCGUUUCCGUAUCUUUAUGACGAGUCACAAGAUGUUGCACGAGCAUUCAGAGCUGUCUGCACACCUGAAUUUCUACUCUACAAAAAGGUUGGCAGAAGACCAUUUGAGCUCGUUUAUCAUGGCCAGUUUGAUGACUCACGGCCAAGUAAUAAUAUGAGAGUUACUGGAAGGGACUUGAGCAUGGCAAUAGAUUCUGCUCUCAGUGGGCAGCCAUUGUCUUUUGUGCAAAAACCAAGUGUUGGAUGCAGUAUAAAGUGGCAUCCUGAGAAAAGCAUGUAAUCCUUAUGCACCUGUCUCCAACUGUGACGCAUCUUACGAAGACAAUUAUCCUGAAUACUGAGAAGUGAGAGAACCAAAGAGAUAAUAUGAUGGAACAGAAGAAUCCAGAUUAGAAGUAAUUCAAAGAAAAUGUUGACUGCAACUUGUGGACAAAAGGGAAGGUAAUACUAUUGUUGAUAUUAAUAAGUAAUUUUAGUUUGUAGUACAUUUUUGAGUAUAUGUAACCUCCAUGGCAUUCGACAUGAUAUGACUUGAAGUGUUUAAUAAGAAAUGAAAAGACUUCAUUUGGAAUUUGAUGCAACACAAUGUACCGUUAUGCUCA
Papaver somniferum (opium poppy) is the source of this 1237-nucleotide messenger RNA. RefSeq lists its product as uncharacterized. Gene Ontology annotation, molecular function: antioxidant activity; oxidoreductase activity. The record is from RefSeq and is a predicted model, not a curated record. The coding region runs from base 142 to 915 and encodes 257 amino acids. NCBI's taxonomy places the organism in Eukaryota, Viridiplantae, Streptophyta, Magnoliopsida, Ranunculales, Papaveraceae. The transcript is spliced from 2 exons.